Molecule: messenger RNA, 609 nt
Organism: Triticum turgidum subsp. durum (durum wheat)
Lineage: Eukaryota; Viridiplantae; Streptophyta; Magnoliopsida; Poales; Poaceae
Source: the annotation of a GenBank genome assembly
AUGCAUCGUGUGCGAGUCGUGCAUGCCUCACCUUCGUCUGCGGCGGAGAGAGGAUGGGUUGGCAAAAUAUCUCGCGAGCCCUGGUCGCCUCCAGUUUCCCUUCCCUCUCUCCAAUCUCUCUUGAUCUACUACCGCCGCCGCCGCCUCCUCUCGGUUUCUGAUGCUGCCACUCCGACGAAGAUCACCGCGCCGCUAGUUCUUAGAUCCCGGGAGAAGGGGAACAGCAGCCGCGCCAGGCGGCAUGCCUCGUCCGAGCCGCAUGGUGGCCAACACAUCGACGGUUUCAAGGCCGGUCCUGGGCGGCGCCUCGUCAGCGUCGUGGAUGGAUCGGGCAGCGCCUUGGCAUUCCAGAGGGGCGAAGUGGGCCGGCCAGCAUACGUGGGGCGCAAAGGUCACGAGCAGGAGGGAGAUGCGCUGGAGGUGAUGGAGAAGGAAGUCGGAGGCGGCAUCAGCGUCCAUGGCGACGCCACCCCAGGAACCCUUCUGCACACCUCGGCAUGGCUCGUCCGUGCCACAUGGUGGCCGAGAUGCUGGAGUGGAUCAAGAGCGGACCGUAGCAGCAGGAGCAAGGAUCUGGUGGUGGUUCAUGAUAUUGGACUGCAUUACUAA